Molecule: messenger RNA, 2346 nt
Organism: Aquila chrysaetos chrysaetos
Lineage: Eukaryota; Metazoa; Chordata; Aves; Accipitriformes; Accipitridae
Gene: IL17RC
Product: interleukin 17 receptor C
Exons: 17
Coding region: 170-2323 (717 amino acids)
Molecular function (GO): interleukin-17 receptor activity
Source: RefSeq, a predicted model, not a curated record
CACCCCGGGGCGGUCGCCAGCGCCGCGCUAGGACCCGGGUGUCCGGGAUCGGAGCAGGAAGCGGGAGCCGGCGGCGGUGGCGGUGGGGCCCGUGGAGCCGGGAAGGGAGAGCGGGGCCGGCGGGAGUGGACGGCGUGGGGCCGGGGCACGCCACGGCCCCGGCCCCGCCAUGCGGCCCCGGGGGGAGCUGCUGGUGCUGGUGCUGGUGGCGGCAGGGGCGGUGGGUGGGCGCGGGGCCGCCCGCGACACCCUGGCCUGCUCCCAGGGCCUCGCCUGCCGUCUCCUGGACACCGACGUGCUGUGCGGGAUGGAGCCGCCGGGGCCCGGCCACGGGCUGGCCCUGGCUCAGCUGCAGCUGGAGCCGGUGCUGCGCUGCACCGGGCCCACGGCCUGCUCGCCCUGCCUGGAGGCACGGCUGCACCUGACCGCCGGCACCGGAGACCCCCGCCGCCCUGCGCCGUCGGGCGUCCCCGAGGCGGAGGAUGGCGGUACGGGGGGACGGUGGCCAGCGGCGGAUGGGACUGCCUCGUCCCAGCCCAACGUCACCGGGCUGCUGCUGCUCUCCGGGCACACGUACGCCUCCUCCCGCUGCGUGGCCGUGGAGGUCCGGGCACCCCUGGCCCCCGCGCUGCCCGGCCAACCCCUGGGCUGGGUGACGUUCCGGUGCUUCGAGGCGCCGCUGGGCUCCAAGCUCCACGUCACGGCGUACACUAACUCGCGUGACCACUGGAGGCUGAGCCAGUGGCAGUGGGUGCCAGACUGCUCGUGGCCCGUGGCACAGGCUGCCGUCCCCCAGUGCCAAGUGCCCAGGCUGCAGGUCUCCCCGGGGCCGAAGGAGGUGGUCGUGGAGGUGCAGGGGGCCGUGGCGGGGCACAGCUACACCCUCCGGCUCUACCACAACCAGAGCCACGGCGCCAGCGGGCCGGGGCGCGCAGUGACCGCGAGCAGCCCCAUGAACUACAGCCUGCCAGCCGAAGAGGUGCUGCCCUGCCUCUGCCUGCAGGUCUGGCCAGAGACCCAGGACCCGCUGCGGGCCACCCUGUGCCCCUUUUCCCACGACGCCGAGGCCUGGGAGCGGCUGUGGGCGCGCAGCCGGCUGGUCCUGCAUGCUGGGGAGCGGGCGCUGACCUGCUCCCUCUCGGCCCCCUGCGACCUCCCGGCUGAGCUGGUGCCCUGCUGGCAGCCGGCACCCGCUGGGCCCUGCCAAGCCCUGCCCGGCCUGCGGCAGCCCGCCGUGGGGCAGGGACUCCAGGAGUUUGGGGGGCUGCGGCCACACCCUAACCUCUGCGUGCAGGUGUGGAGCGACGGGCAGGUCCGGCUGACCCAGUGCUUGCGGGACCGAGCGCUGCCUGGCCGCCCCGAUGACCUCCUGCUGCUGGAACGGGAGGGGAACGCCUCGCUGUGCGCCCUGGAGCGGGGCACCUGCACGCCCCUCACCAACUUCACCAGCACGGGAGCGGGGCGCCCCGGGCUGCUGGAGCAGGAGCUGCGGCGGGACGUGGCGGCGGGGCAGUGCAGGCAGAUCUGGCACGCUGAGAACAGCACUGGGGUCACGCUCUGGGCCUGUCCUCUGCACAAGUACCUGCGCGCCCGCUGGGUGCUGGCGUGGAUGGGGGUGCUGCUGGGGGCUGCCUGCCUCCUGCUCCUGCUCCUGCUGAAGAAGGAGGACAUGAAAGGCUGGCUGAAGUCCCUGAGGGCUGACUACGGCUCCGAGGGCCCGCUGCGAGGCCGGCGGGCGCUGCUGGUGCACGCGACGGAGCCGGUGGCAGAGCGGGCGGCGUGCGCCUUGAUGGCAGCCCUGCGCCCGCUGGGGCUGGCAGUGACGGCAGCACCGGGCGGUGGCAGCGGGAUAGCGGCAUGGGGGCCGCUGCCUUGGCUGCACGCCCAGCACCGGCAAGCGCUGCGUGACGGUGACACCGUCAUCCUCUUCCUCUCCCCGGCGGCUGUGGCUGCCGCGCACCAGUGGGACGCCGGGGCCAGGGCCGUACCGGGGGACGUGGCCGCUGAAUGCGGCCCCGGCCCGCAGCACGGCCCCGGCCCUGAUGAUGUCCCCACCGUAGCACCCUGCGAGGCAUUCGCGGCAGCUCUGUCCUGCACCGUGCCGGAGCUGGUGGCGGGCAAUGGUCGCUAUGUCGUGGUCCGGCUAGAGGCCUUGGUGCCGGCGGUGCCACCGGCACUGCGGGCAGCCCCCGCCUUCGCGCUGCCCAGCGAGACGGGGGGCUUCCUGCGGGCGUUGGCGGGACCGGGUCGGUGGCGGGGCCGGUGGCCGGAGCCGUACGUGGCGGCAGUGGCCGAAGGGCUGCGGCGGUCGGUGGGGGAAUAAAGCGGUGACGGUGGCUUCGCCGA